UCGAGGGUUGUGGGUGAUGGCGUGCCGCCAGGCUCCCACGUGGGGCACGGGGGUACUUUAUCCCCGCCGGCACCCUGUUCCCUCGGUAUUCCGCCGUCCUCACCCCUCCGUUGCCACCGGCAGGACCAUGGUGGCCGCCUGGGUGCUGCUGGCCCUCCUGGCCUGGCCGGUUCCCGCCACGGCCGCCACGGUACGAGACUCGCUGCUCAACGUCUGCAUGGACGCCAAGCACCAUAAAACGGCCCCCGGCCCCGAGGGGCAGCUCUACGGGCAGUGCACUCCCUGGAAGGAUAACGCCUGCUGCACCGCCAACACCAGCGUGCAAGCCCACCAGGACCAGUCCUACCUGUACAACUUCAACUGGGACCACUGCGGGAUCAUGCCGGAGAAGUGCAAACGGCACUUCAUCCAGGACACGUGUCUCUACGAGUGCUCCCCCAACCUGGGACCCUGGAUCAAGCCGGCGGACAGCAGCUGGCGUAAGGAACGGAUCCUGUAUGUGCCGCUGUGCCUGGAGGACUGCGAGCAGUGGUGGGAGGACUGCCAGAACGCCGUCACCUGCAAGGUCAACUGGCACAAGGGCUGGAACUGGACCACAGGCGUCAACCAGUGUCCCCGAGGCACCUCGUGCCAGAAAUUCCGGUACGUCUUCCCGACGCCGGCCGACCUCUGCCAGCGGAUCUGGUCCCACUCCUACCGUUACACCUCCUACCGCCGCGGCAGCGGCCGCUGCAUCCAGAUGUGGUUCAACCCCUCGCAGGGGAACCCCAACGUCGCCGUGGCGCGGUAUUACGCCCAAGCCAACACCGCCGCCGCCGCCGUCGCCGCAGCCCCCACCGGCUCUCCGCUUUCGCGCCUGCUGGCCUUGCUGCCCCCCGCUCUCCUCGCCCUGCUCUGAGCUGCAGGCAGGAGCACGUUGGGGAGGGGGGGGGCGUCCGUCUGCCCCGUGGCCCCCUCCCCACCAUGGGACACCCCCAAGCUGUACAGGCUGCUCCCCCCUGCUUCCCCCCCCCCCCCAGCAUGUGGCUGGUGAAUAAAUGCUUCUGCCCCA
This is a messenger RNA of Harpia harpyja (harpy eagle), 1051 nucleotides long. Its product is annotated as folate receptor gamma-like. NCBI's taxonomy places the organism in Eukaryota, Metazoa, Chordata, Aves, Accipitriformes, Accipitridae. The record is from RefSeq and is a predicted model, not a curated record. Gene Ontology annotation, molecular function: signaling receptor activity. Gene Ontology annotation, cellular component: external side of plasma membrane.